AUGGACCGCUGCAAAGAGCUGCUCGAGUCCCUGUCCCGGGAACUGGAGUCGCAGCAUGAGCAACUGCAAGCCCUGCAAACCGAGAACCAGCGGCUCAAGGAGCUGAGCCUGCCGCGAUUGCAGGUUGGGAGCUGCGAGCCUGAGAAGGCGGAGAAGGUCGUACCCGUGAACCACUGUCCCACAACGCGGACCAGCCAGGUCUCUUGGGCGGAGUCUCUGUCCAACCGCUCGCCCAGCCGCCGCUUGCCCAGCCGCUCGGUGAGCCGCCGCAGCCGCAGCUCAAGGACUCGCUAUUCCUCAGAGGAGUCCGGCACACAGAGCCUCUUUAUGAAGCUCAUGGACGAUGAGCGGCUCAAGAUCCUCACGCAGAGGACGCGGCAGUUCGCGGCUGAGAAGCCCUGGUUUGUGAUCAACCCAGACAGUCACUGGUUAGCCACCAGCUGGCAGUUUGCCACCUUUUUUGGCCUCACCUUUGUCGCCCUGAUCACGCCGGUGCAAGUGGGCCUCUUGGAGCUGAAGAUCGACGCUUUGUUCUUCGUGGCCAUGGCAGUGGACUGCAUCUUCUUCCUCGACAUGUUCCUGCAGUUCUGCACGACCUACUCCAAGCGGACCGUACGGGGCAUCGAGUGGGAGGUGCAGCCGGGGAAGAUCGUGAAGCAGUACCUGAAGACCUGGUUCCUUCUGGACCUCUUGACCCUGAUCCCCUUCGACCUAUUCAACUUGCUGGCAGGGGAUACAGGAUUCGCAGAGUUCAAGAGCAUUAAGGUCAUCCGGAUCUUGCGACUGCUAAAGCUGAUGAGGCUCCUCAAGUCGUCCCGGAUCAUUCACAAACUGGAGAUUCCGAUGGCCAUCCCGUACCAGCAGAUUGCCUUGGCCCGGUUCCUGCUUGUCUUGGGCCUGGUGUGCCAUUGGUUGGCCUGCCUCUGGGCGCUGACUUUACAACUGGUGGACCAACAAUAUCCUCGCUGGAUCAACGACAUCGAAGAUUCGGACACUCACUUCGGCAUCGACACCUUGCACUCGCCUUGGCGCAUCUACCUCGCCGCGUUUUAUUUCUGCAGCUACACCAUGACCUCGGUGGGCUAUGGGGAUCUGGGUCCCAAGAAUGUCUUGGAGCGCGUGGUGUGUACCAUGAUGAUCCUUACGGCGGGGCUUUGCUGGGCCUACGUCCUUGGAGAAGUGUGCGGCAUUGUGGCCGAUAUGACCCGAGAUAGCCAGAAGUUUAGGAAGAGGAUGCACGAGCUGAACACCAUGAUGGACCACCAGGAGCUCCCUUCGCAGCUGCGCAGCAAGCUACGGAGCUUCUUCCUGCAGAACAAGCACCAGGCGAUGUACCUCAGGCAGCAGGAGCUGCUGAAGCAAAUGAGCCCUCAGCUCCAGUCAGAGGUGUGCACGACGCUGCACCUGCCGUGGAUUCAGAAGGUCUGCUUCUUGCAGCAGUUCAUGAAGCUGAUCAAGGCCCAGGAGGUGAACGGGGUGAAUGUCGGGCCCUACCACACCUGCAUCGCGGACAUCAGCCGGGAGUUGAAGUCCGACGCCUUCGCCCAGGAGGAGUCCUUCGACAACGUCCAGGUGCUGUACAUCCUGUCCAAGGGCCUAGUGGCGCUGGACAAUCGCAUCGGCCACCACGGCACGGUGUGGGGCGAAGACUUCGUCCUGUCAGACCUGAGCCUCAUCCGCCCUGUCGAGGCCUUUGCCUUGACCUAUGUGGAGGUGAUGUACCUCACCCGGGAGAGCCUCAUGGGAGUCAUCGAGCGCCGGAAGCGCACCUGUCCCCACCUGGGUCGCCUGGUGCGGCGCUACUGCGCGCCUCGAAUCCGCCGACGGAUUCGGAUCCACUGGAUGUGCGAGGGCAGUGGCUGUCACUGCAACUUGCCGGCGAAGGUGACCUGCGGCGUCGGCAGCAUUGUGUUCGUGCUUGGCGCGGCCAUAUACAUCGGGGGCAUUGUGAGUGCCAAUGCCGCGAUUGCGGCCGCCUGGAAGGUUCAGGGGGAGUCGAGCUUCACCCUCACAGUGGCGGACGCCGACCUGGUGAGCUUUCGCUUCUUCACCGACGACGACACGGACUGCAAUGCCCACGACACCUCGUUGUCCAUCAGCCACUCCUCGCAGCAGUCCGUCUAUUGGGAGAGCCUCUGCAACGGCUGGUUUGCAGGCCGGCAGGAGUUCAACGGUAAGAUACUGAAGAACCUCGGGAGCUUCUUGCCGCAGGACACCGCCGGGAACUGGAUGACUGGCAGCUUUGUGGUCACCUCUGGUUAUCCCACCUGGGUCUUUGAGGGGAGCAUGAGCAACAUGGGCAAUGCCAUGGCCUUGGCCGGGCUCACCAUGGUGGGCUUCUUGAUCGCGGCAGCCGGCUUGGUGACGUGCUGUGUGGCCGGCUGCCUCACGUGCUGCCUCACGCCGCCCCCGUCUUCGCCGGUGCAAACGAUGGGGCAGGCGCCGGUGGUGGUUGGCAAGCCCGUGGUCGCCCAAUGA
This is a messenger RNA of Effrenium voratum, 2478 nucleotides long. The record is from the annotation of a GenBank genome assembly. NCBI's taxonomy places the organism in Eukaryota, Dinophyceae, Suessiales, Symbiodiniaceae.